UAAAGGAAGUGAGUCACACUGACGGUAAUGUUACGUCUCUGUUGCAGCCAGAACAGAGAACAAGGAAGCAACAUGUGCUGACCAUAAUAACUCCAACACAUCAGCACAGACAGCCACGAGACAAGAGACAAGGAGCCAAGGACACUCAACAAACUGCUGGGUAUUCACAGACUGGACACUUUUUUUCUCACCAUGAAAAGAGAGGUGGAGGCUGGAGUCAGCUUCCUCAAACGCCUGGCUGUGGCACAUGGCAAGCUCAGUGAAGCCAAGGCAGAAUGUUUUUCUGAGAAGCUACAGAAACUUUUAUGCGACAGAUAUGAUGAACACUGGUACCCUGACUGCCCCAGCAAAGGCCAGGCAUACAGAUGUAUCCGGAUAAAUAGCGGAGUACUUUGCGAUGAAGUAAUUCUGAAGGCAUGUGAGGAGAGUGAGCUCACACCCAGUGAACUAGGCCUUCCGCGUGAGAUCACACUGUGGAUCGACCCACUGGAGGUGUGUGCAAGAUCUGCAGAGAACGGUAGGCCCUUCACAAUAGCCUGUUUCGAAGAGGAAGGUGUGGAGGGAAAACAGACUGACUCCUCAGUGGACUCAAUAAAUCUGGACACAUCAGAUUACCACUCUGCUACCUCUUCGGAUUGUGGUUCCACUGCGUCAAGCGACACAGAGGAGGAGGCAAAAGAUGGCGAGACGGAGGGAGAGCACGGAAAUGAAGAGAAGGAGGUCGUCAAGAAGGAAGAGGCAGAAGGCGACACCUACACUGUAGCAAUGAUGCCCAGGAUUCGCAAGCGACACGGAGAAGGACCAAAUAAACUCAAAUACGUCAGAAAUAUGCUCCCUGCCAGCCUCCAGUACUUCUACCACCCUGCACCAGUUUGGCCUCAAUACAAGAAAGGCACUCCUAUGUUUCUUAAUGCAGUAUGCGCACCUCCGCCACCUCCACCCCAGCAGGUAUUUGGCUACUAUAUCUUGCCGCAGCCAUCUCCGCAGUUUAUUCUGCCUCAGGCCACUCUGCAGCCGUGGGGAGCUGUGAAGGGUUAGACCGUCCAGGAUGUAUGGGGUGAAGGUGGAUAGAGCGUUAUAAGCUCGUUCAACUGAGCCAUGUCGUGUCAGUUCUGAGUUCAGCUAAACUUGGGCCAAAAAAAGAACUUUGUUUAACUGUAUAGCUCAAAGUUAUUCCUUUUACAACCUGUAAUGAUUCCUUUUUCUUUUUCAUUUCUGGUGACUUGUAAUUGAUGGCUUAUACUCGGCACGGAGAUGCCACUGAACUUGAAUGAAAACUGUUUUCUUUUUUAAAAUCUGUCAGGUCUAAACUGCCAUUUUUUUGUAACAUAUUGUACACGUUAAGAAUGACUUCAAUCAUAGGGUGCUUGGACUAACUCAGGAACUCUCAGCAAUAUCCUAAUAGCAAAUAAUAGUUUUUUUCAGGUGUCACUUCUGUUAUAAUGUUAAUUUCUUCGCCAAAUAUGGUCCACAGUGUUUAGGUCUCAAUGAAUUAAUGUACACUGUGAUUCAGGGGUUUAAUCUACUGUAGCUAGGGUGACAAUAUAUGUAUAUUAAGAAUAUUUUUACUAAACUGCUUGUAAAUAAUACAGAACUUUUGUUGUAAUUUAUUUGGCCACCAGUGGAUGGCACUCAACUCAUAGCACAUGAAAUUGUAUAUUUUUGUAUUAACAGUGGCUGCUGUAUUUUGCAAAUCGAACUUCACCCAACGCAAACAUGAUUUUCAAUAGAUUAAACUAUGUGCUGUCAGUACAAUGUAUAUGCUCAGGUGUCUCUGUAUUAUGGCCUGCUCAAAGCUCUGUGUUUUUAAAGUUUUUAUUGUAGAUAGCUUUCCUUUCCAUGAAAAUCUGCUAAAUCCUGAAUACACGUUUCACUCACUGUUCUGUACUGCGAUUAUUUUUUAUUAUAUUAAUGCAUAUUUAUUUGCCACCUUGAAGCUCAUCUGUAUUCUUAAGCAUUGUUUUGCUUUCACCUUUUGCAUUAGCCAUUUACCUUCUUAUUGCAGCAGAUUAAAUCAACUCAUACCUGAAA
Molecule: messenger RNA, 2031 nt
Organism: Sander lucioperca (pikeperch)
Lineage: Eukaryota; Metazoa; Chordata; Actinopteri; Perciformes; Percidae
Product: maternal B9.15 protein
Exons: 5
Coding region: 193-1038 (281 amino acids)
Biological process (GO): negative regulation of cell population proliferation; negative regulation of mitotic cell cycle
Cellular component (GO): cytoplasm; nucleus
Source: RefSeq, a predicted model, not a curated record